AUGAGCAAAAACAAUAAUAAAAAUGAGUCACGAAUAUUAAGAAACAUAAUCCCGAUUAUCAUUAAUAGCCGAGCCACUUCAACACUUUCAAUCAUACUCAAGAGGAUAAUUCCUACGAUUAUUAGUGCAGUAACCGUGAGUGCUAUCAAAUGGAAAAGGGGAAACCUUGGUUCCUUACCGAUUGGAAGGAGGAAACAAGUAUUGUUGAUAUGGUUAAGAAAUACUGGAUCAUUGAUUAUUCUUAAUGCUCUAUUUCCAAUAUUAAAGAAAUAUGUGAAGUAUAACACAAUAAUAUGGUCAAUCAUUACCGCGUUUGCUUCAGUCAUCUCAUCUAACAUACCGGCAGAACUUGUCAGCUACGUAUUGAUUGAAUCUAUUUUUGAUCAUAUGAAAAUUUACUUGAAGAAAUUUGACGAACAUUUCAGGAGAAGAAUAAGGCAAAUACUUACAUGUAUUCUAUUGCCAAUUCUAUGGGAUAAAUAUAAAGGGAGUAAUAGAACUGAAGUACCAUCACUCUUUAAAUUGAUAUUUAAUCACAGACCUAUCCUAUCAGAUUUCCUUCUGUACUAUUUGCUAUGGAAUAUUAAAUCCUUUUACAAAUAUAUUAAAUCAUUGUUAUUUGAUGCUGGGCCACAUUCAAGACCUUCCUCCUCUUCUAGCAAUAGUAGUAAUAAUACCAGUCAUUUUAUGAUGUACUAUAACAAUCAUGACGAAUUGCCCACAGUAUCAUCUACAUUGAGGCCAGUAAUUCAUAAAUUGGGCGAAAUGUAUGAGCUGGCAUCUAAUAAUGAUAAUGUCUCUAAACAUGGGGCCCUUUUAGAGAGAAUAUUCUCGUCUUCUUUCGUUACAAACAUACAACCUUGCAUCCAAUGGUGUUUAUGGAAAUUACUUUUAGUGCAUACAUUACGUCUCAAUUCUAAAAACUGUAGUACUAUCAUAAAAUCACAAGCUAAUAUUAUGAAGUCUAUGACUCUUAUCCUUGGAAUUUUCGUAUUAGAUAGGAACAAUAAUACCAUGAAUAUCAGAACGGAAGUUAUUAGGUACUUUCUUAAUAUAUUGCUUAACUUCCGUAUCUCGAAGCUUUAUGAACCAGAGAGGAAGGUAUUAUUGUUCUGUGCCUCUCUUUUAGCCUUUAAAAAUAAUGCAUAA
Molecule: messenger RNA, 1149 nt
Organism: Naumovozyma dairenensis CBS 421
Lineage: Eukaryota; Fungi; Ascomycota; Saccharomycetes; Saccharomycetales; Saccharomycetaceae
Gene: PEX35
Product: Pex35p
Exons: 1
Coding region: 1-1149 (382 amino acids)
Source: RefSeq, a predicted model, not a curated record